AUGUGCACUCUGCUCCUUUCUCUCUCUCUCUGUGUGCGUGAGCGCGCAUUUCCUAUACUACGCACAUAUCGUCACAUAGUUCUCUCCGCAAUGGAUGAACUACUGAUGCCCUUAGAUAUUCUGCCGAAGAAUGCUUCAAAAGAAGCGUUGGAGAGGUGGAGAUCGGCUGUGACGGACGUACUGAAUUCAGGAAGAAGGUUCCGUAUGGUGGCCGAUCUCGUCAAGCGGAAACAGGAAGUGUUGAAAAGGUGGAGAUCGGCUGUGACGGACGUACUGAAUUCAAGAAGAAGGUUCCGUAUGGUGGCCGAUCUCGUCAAGCGGAAACAGGAAGUGUUGAAAAGGUGGAGAUCGGCUGUGACGGACGUACUGAAUUCAAGAAGAAGGUUCCGUGUGGUGGCCGAUCUCGUCAAGCGGAAACAGGAAGUGUUGAAAAGGUGGAGAUCGGCUGUGACGGACGUACUGAAUUCAAGAAGAAGGUUCCGUAUGGUGGCCGAUCUCGUCAAGCAGGUACACUUUCUUACCCUCUCUUUGUGUGAGAUUUACUAUCGAUAG
Molecule: messenger RNA, 552 nt
Organism: Ilex paraguariensis (yerba mate)
Lineage: Eukaryota; Viridiplantae; Streptophyta; Magnoliopsida; Aquifoliales; Aquifoliaceae
Source: the annotation of a GenBank genome assembly